AUGAAGAGUAUAACAUUACCUCACCCUACCGGCGACAAUUCCACCAGCAAAAAGACCAAACGCAUCACCACCGAAGUUCUACAAUCACUCACAACUCUCUGGUUUCUCUGCACCAAACAAGCUAUUACAGCUUCUCGAAAGCUAAAGGAUAACUCGAAGAUAUCCCCCGACUCGCCGGUGAUACAACGGCCAAAGAAGCUGAUCGCCACCAUUAGCAACAAGGCGAUCAAGAUGCGAAAUCGGAAAAAGAAAGACCAUAAAGAUGACGGUGAUGAUGGAUUGUGGCAGAGGGAGAUUCUGAUGGGGGACAAGUGUCAGCCGUUGGACUUUUCCGGUGUGAUUAAUUAUGAUAGAGAUGGGAAGCGUACGAAUGAGUUUCCGGUCCGGUCUCCGCGGGGUACGAAAAACCUCAAACUUAAUUUGCUUGAAUUGGAUGUGUCUGAUGUGGUUCCAACGAUUUCGUUGGCCAAAGAAAAUAGAGAGGAUCCAGAAAGCAAUUUAGGAAGAAUUUUAGACUAA
Molecule: messenger RNA, 519 nt
Organism: Helianthus annuus (common sunflower)
Lineage: Eukaryota; Viridiplantae; Streptophyta; Magnoliopsida; Asterales; Asteraceae
Exons: 2
Coding region: 1-519 (172 amino acids)
Source: RefSeq, a predicted model, not a curated record